CUCAUGCCUUUGUAAUGCUAAUGCACUCCUAUAAAUAGGGCAGAGAAGGAUCCUCACUCCAGACCACAUCUAACUCGCUCUCAGAGAAGCACAAGCUCUCCUUCUGAAACGAUGGCUCCUGCGUACAUGCCUUCGGCUGACUACUCAAAGCUUUCCAACAAGGAAAAACAUAAACUACGAAAACCAGCGGUGGAAAAAAUGCGCCGUGAUCGUAUCAACAACUGCAUCGAGCAGCUUAAGGUGAUGCUGGAGAAAGAAUUCCACCAGCAAGACCCCAACACCAAGCUGGAGAAAGCUGACAUUCUGGAGAUGACUGUCAUCUUCCUGAAGCAGCAGCUGCAAAGCCAGAUCUCAGUGCCUCAGAAAGCUCAAUGUGACGGUUACUCUCAGUGCUGGACGGAGACCGUGAACUUCCUGUCUGACAACUCAAAACUGGACGUGACGCUUCAGCAUCUCAACCGCUGUCAAGAAGCCCAGAGAACACAGAAAGAUUUCCCAGUGUCUCCACGUUCCUCCCAGACCCACCAGGCUCCUGUCAAGCAGGACAUCAAUGUAAACAGAGCUGUGUGGAGGCCUUGGUAGAGACACUGAGCACAGAGACUCUCUCAUGUCAACCAAAUGGUAGUUUUACCAUCGCUAAGUAGGAGUGUAUUUUCCAUUCCAGUGAUUCAGAUCAU
Messenger RNA from Ictalurus furcatus (blue catfish), 677 nucleotides. RefSeq names its product transcription factor HES-5-like. The transcript has 2 exons. Gene Ontology annotation, biological process: anterior/posterior pattern specification; regulation of neurogenesis; regulation of transcription by RNA polymerase II. The record is from RefSeq and is a predicted model, not a curated record. Gene Ontology annotation, molecular function: DNA-binding transcription factor activity, RNA polymerase II-specific; protein dimerization activity; RNA polymerase II cis-regulatory region sequence-specific DNA binding. Gene Ontology annotation, cellular component: nucleus. The coding region runs from base 112 to 582 and encodes 156 amino acids. Lineage: Eukaryota; Metazoa; Chordata; Actinopteri; Siluriformes; Ictaluridae.